AAGCCUGACGGCGUAUUCCGGCUAGUUCAACUUCGAUAGUUUGUGUAUGUUGCAGCGAUGUGCUCGUGUUAGUCGUGUUUAAUGCUUGAAACAGUGGCAUGUUGUGUUAAUUGUUUACCAUGAACGAAAAUGUGUUUUCGUAGUAUUAUAUGGUAGUGACAGUGUGAAUGCAAAAUAAUAUGUGUGCGAAGACACUCGCGAAACUGAACGAAAGGCAUCAUUCGAAUUUUGUGUAAAAUGGGAGACGGUCAGAAAAUAGAAUUUGAUUUAUCUGGCGACACUGCUCCCAACAAUGCUUUUAGAAGCUCGUUUGCUAGGUCAUUUGCGACUGAGUACAGACGUCAGAGUAAGUCACUCGACUAUGCGUAUUUUGAAGCGAUACCGGUAACUGAAGAAGAUGAAGACAACUCUCCUUGCAGUGGACCCCGUAGUUUAACAACAGAUUUAAAUACGUCACAAUGUAACUUCAACACAGAACAAAAUAAAAUUGACCUUUCUUUGCCCGUGUUCGGCUUUCAUGACUCUCCAUUUGUUAGGCAAGCAUUCCCAACUAGAAGACAUCAGCAUCGUGAAGUCUUCAAAAUGUGGAAGGAAAAACAGGACGCACUGAAACUGGACAAGACCGAGGCUUCGAAAGAUAACACAACGCAGGCAAUUACGAGAGAAGCUGCGAAUUCUUCCGAACAGGACACACCAAACAAGAUGUCCAACAGGAAGCUACAGUCGCCUAGGGCUGUGGCUGAAGCUGUUGACGUGAACGUGUUGCAGUCGAAGGUCGAGACGCUGUCUUGGCAGCUUCGUCAGGCAGAACAGAGUCGCCAGAUGUACAAGCAAGUUAUGGAUCAGGUGGCAAAAUUCUUAAAACGCGCUCAUAUUAGUCUGGAUGCUAUACAGAAUAAAAUGGAUAGCAACAUGACAUGCAGGGUUCCACGCUCGAGAAGUGUUCACACUGUCAAUGCCUCUCCUGUGAGGCAUAGUCAGAGUUCAGACUUCCCACGCACCAAGAGCAUUGCACAAAUUGAAGGAUCGCAGACUACUAACAGUGCCUUCAAAGAUUUCACUUGGAGGCGGACAAGAAAAGUUAACGACAAUGCUGAUGAGGUCACUCCAGCAAAGUUGGCAGAAGAAGCAUUCAGAUUACUUCGUAUUGUCCAAUCCCUAAUGAAUACAAAUGAACCUGAUCUUGCCCAAUCCCUGAAUGGCUCAUUGCCAGGAAGCCAAAGAAGCAGCCUCACUGCAUCAGAUGAACUUCCGGCUUCUUUUCAUAGGAGGCUUAAUGUAGGUGAAGUUCCUAAGUUCCCUGCACCAAGAAACUGUAGCUCCUUUCUGCACAGUGCGAGUGUAGAUGAUAGAAACUCGCCUGAUGUGUCCUCUAUUCAUUCUAGUUCUUCCAAAAUGACAGAUGGGGCAGAUUUCGAAGGUGGAUGUUUAACUAGUGGACUUGAAGCAGGAUUUGCUGGAAGUAUUGCUAGUACUAAAGACACAACUACAUGCAGCAACAUUAGUAUUUCAAAGAAACAUUGCAAUGGUUGUAGUAAUCAUAUAACAGAGGCAAGCUCAGCUUCAUAUGAAUUAGUCAAUCAAGUGAAACCACAAGCUCAUCAGCUUAGUGAAGAUGAAAGUGGCUUUUCAUCAAUGAAUUCUUUUCAAGAUGUUGGUCUACCAAUGAUGCCUCCAUCAAAAUUGGAGGGAAGUUUUCAAGAAGUUGGACUUCCUGUUGUUGAAGAGACAGAAAUCAUCCAUAAACACAGACGAUGGAGUUCCAGCCCAGUGCAGUCAGCUUACUCAGCUCAAAGUGUGACAUUCCCUUCUGAAACAUUUCAUGUUUUGUGGGUGUGAACUGAUUAUUUCAAGACAAAACAGCAGCAGUGUUCUCACAAUUUCCUCAUCUCAGUAACAAGAAAGGCUAUACUUUCCAGAAGACAGCAGAUGUGGCAAACUGUACUAUUACACACAACAUGUUUCAAAAGUGUAGUAUGAAUUAUGCAGCUACCACCAUUGUUUCUUAAAGAAAUUAUAGUAUUUAUUCUGUCUUUGCUUAGUUUGACAAGGGGUAUUGAACUGUAUGAAGUAAUCUUUCGAAAUCACUGUGCGUCAGUGAUAGUUGUGUUUUUUUUUAUUGUUUUUCUUAUAAAUACUUGAAACUCAGUGUUUGCAGCUUUUAUUAUAU
Molecule: messenger RNA, 2170 nt
Organism: Schistocerca americana (American grasshopper)
Lineage: Eukaryota; Metazoa; Arthropoda; Insecta; Orthoptera; Acrididae
Exons: 6
Coding region: 238-1839 (533 amino acids)
Source: RefSeq, a predicted model, not a curated record